CUCAGAAGAUGAGGUGGACGUGCUCUUACAUGGCACUCCUGACCAGAAGCGGAAGCUGAUCCGGGAGUGCCUGACUGGGGAGAGCGAGUCUUCCAGUGACGAUGAGUUCCAAAAGGAGAUGGAGGCGGAACUGGACACCACCAUGAGGACUAUGGAAGGCAAAUGGAAAUCACCAGAAAUGGGUACUUCCUCCAGUGCUGGGCAGACUGGACCUGCCACCACGUUGAAAUACUAUGAUGACAUUUACUUUGAUUCUGAUUCAGAGGAUGAAGAUAAAAUAGUUACACAGGAGGUCCGGAAAAACAGGAAACAUCAGCAGCGUCGGAUCCUUUCCAAUGAUGAACUGUUAUAUGACCCAGAAGAAGACAGUCGAGACCAAGAGUGGGUGGACUCACAGAGGAGGGGGUACCGUAACCAAAGAAGAGUGCCGCAGCAGCAGCAGGCAAAACCUUCAGCAGUGCCAAAUAGUGAUGCUGUUUUGAACUGCCCUGCUUGCAUGACAACGUUAUGCCUGGACUGUCAGAGGUAA
Antrostomus carolinensis (chuck-will's-widow) is the source of this 529-nucleotide messenger RNA. It is a transcript of the gene EAPP, whose product is annotated as E2F associated phosphoprotein. The transcript is spliced from 4 exons. Gene Ontology annotation, cellular component: nucleus. The record is from RefSeq and is a predicted model, not a curated record. Lineage: Eukaryota; Metazoa; Chordata; Aves; Caprimulgiformes; Caprimulgidae. The annotation marks the transcript as partial.